AAGUAUAAACAGUUCUUGAUCCAAUCUUCAAAAUGGCUACGGACAAGAUCACCUUCCUGACCAACUGGCACGCCACCCCGUACCACGCCCCUCUUUACCUCGCUCAGGCCCGUGGCUACUUCAAGGAUGAAGGCCUCAAGGUUGCCCUGCUGGAGCCCAAUGACCCCUCCGAUGUGACCGAGAUCAUCGGCAGCGGCAAAGUCGACAUGGGCUUCAAGGCCAUGAUCCACACUUUGGCAGCCAAGGCUCGCAACUUCCCAGUGACUUCCAUCGGCUCUCUCCUGGAUGAGCCCUUCACUGGAGUCGUCUACCUCAAGUCCAGCGGAAUCACCGAGGACUUCCGCUCCCUGAAGGGCAAGCGCAUCGGCUACGUCGGCGAGUUCGGCAAGAUUCAGAUCGACGAGCUCACAAAGUACUACGGCAUGACGGCAGACGACUACACCGCCGUCCGCUGCGGCAUGAAUGUGACCAAGGCCAUAAUCCGCGGCGACAUCGACGCGGGCAUUGGACUCGAGAACGUGCAGAUGGUCGAGCUGGCCGAGUGGCUAGCUGAGCAGAACCGCCCGCGCUCCGAUGUCCAAAUGCUGCGCAUCGACCAGCUGGCCGAGCUGGGAUGCUGCUGCUUCUGCUCCAUCCUGUACAUCGCCAACGACAAGUUCUUGGCCGAGAACCCCGAGCGUGUGGCCAAGUUCAUGCGCGCUGUGAAGCGCGCUACGGACGAUGUGCUCGCUGAUCCGAAGGCGACGUAUGAGGAGUACGUUGACUUCAAGCCUAUUAUGGCGACGCCUGUCAACCGGAAGAUCUUUGAACGCUCUUAUGCCUACUUCAGUCGCGAUCUUAAGAAUGUGGCUCGUGAUUGGGAGAAGGUUACCCGCUAUGGCAAGCGUCUUGGUAUCUUGGAUGACGACUUCGAGUCCAACUACACCAACAAAUACCUUUCUUGGACGCUGGAUGAAGACUCUAUUGAUCCCACUGGAGACCAGAAGCGUAUGGCUAAGCUCCAGGAGGAGGUGGCUGCCAAUGGUGGCUUCCAGCGUCUGGGAGUUGCUGCCUCGGCCUAA
Molecule: messenger RNA, 1061 nt
Organism: Penicillium verhagenii
Lineage: Eukaryota; Fungi; Ascomycota; Eurotiomycetes; Eurotiales; Aspergillaceae
Product: NMT1/THI5 family protein
Exons: 3
Coding region: 33-1061 (342 amino acids)
Biological process (GO): thiamine biosynthetic process
Source: RefSeq, a predicted model, not a curated record